AUGGCGGAGAAGUUCGAGGCGUUGGAACAACAGUUGGAGUUGUUCAUUGAGAAUACCAGGCAAAUGGGCAUCAUUGUCAGCGAUUUUCAGCCGCAGGGUCAAAAUGUUCUCAAUCAAAAAAUACAGAUGAUGGUGACAGAGAUGAACGAGAUCGACAAACUGAGGACCCAGAUCCAAGAUGUUCAUGUGCCGCUGGAAGUUUUUGAUUACAUUGAUCAAGGCAGAAAUCCAAAUCUGUACACCAAGGACUGCUUAGAGAAGGCCCUGGCUAAAAACGAGCAUGUCAAAGGCAAGACGGACAGUUUAAAGAGAUUCAAAGCAUUGCUAUUGGUUGAGCUGAGCAAAGUCUUCCCCAGUGAAAUAGAGAUGUACCGGGCGCUCAAGCAAGGCAGAGGACCAACAUGA
Candidula unifasciata is the source of this 405-nucleotide messenger RNA. The record is from the annotation of a GenBank genome assembly. NCBI's taxonomy places the organism in Eukaryota, Metazoa, Mollusca, Gastropoda, Stylommatophora, Geomitridae.